AUCAAUUGAAAUAUUUUAUUGCAAAACAAACCCACCAUGAGAGCGGGAGAAGUUCAGGAAAAGCUUCAAAAACCGGGAAAUUCACUAUCAGGGAAGGUUCUCCUGGGCAUAACAGGAGGACUGGGAAUUGCAAUAACUUGCGUGGCUAUUCCCUUCGUUUCACCUGCCUUCCGGAGGAUCUGUCUUCCUUACGUUCCUGCCACAACUGCUCAGGUUGAGAAUGUCUUAUCAGCUUUACAGAGAGCUGGGAAUGUGCCAAAGGGGUCAAAGAAUCUCCUCCUGGACAUUGGAUCCGGAGACGGAAGGAUUGUUAUUGCUGCUGCUAGGAAUGGCUAUAAAUCCCACGGGGUGGAGUUAAACAGAUGGCUGGUACACUACUCCCGCAUCUCUGCCCUCCAAGCAGGCGUCUGGGGCAACGUGAAAUUCUUCCGGAAGGAUCUGUGGCGCUUCAAUCUCUCCCCCUACAGUCACAUUGUCAUCUUCGGCGUGGACUGCAUGAUGGAGGAUCUGGAAAAGAAACUCCAGGCUGAAAUUACAGACAACUGCACCAUUGUAGCCUGUAGAUUCCCUUUCCCAACGCUCCAACCCUGCCACACCAUUGAUGCUGGAGUUGACAGCGUCUGGACGUACACGAUAGAGAAGAAAUUGACUGAGGAACAUCCACAAAGAUGAUCAACACACAACAAGAUAAUUCUCUGUAGUUGAUUUUAAUUAAUUUCAUGUUAAAUAGUUCUGUAAGAUCACAAUGCAAAUUGUUAGGAGAAUGAAAGAUAUUUUUUGAGGAGAAAAAUGCAUUUUUGGGUCAUUUAUUCUCUAUGAUUGAUAUUUUAGUUAAUUUUGCAUUAUUUUUACAAUUUUUUUGUUAACUUUUCCCAUCGAAAAAAUUCCUUAAAAAACGAAGAAAUUUUAAUUAAAUUUUCCCCACAAUUUUGUUCAAUUUGUUCCAA
Molecule: messenger RNA, 947 nt
Organism: Lutzomyia longipalpis
Lineage: Eukaryota; Metazoa; Arthropoda; Insecta; Diptera; Psychodidae
Product: ATP synthase subunit C lysine N-methyltransferase
Exons: 3
Coding region: 37-672 (211 amino acids)
Biological process (GO): positive regulation of proton-transporting ATP synthase activity, rotational mechanism; regulation of mitochondrial ATP synthesis coupled proton transport; peptidyl-lysine trimethylation
Cellular component (GO): mitochondrion
Molecular function (GO): protein-lysine N-methyltransferase activity
Source: RefSeq, a predicted model, not a curated record